UGUCGUUUACGACGAAGUGCGCGAGCGUGGUUGAAAUGGUAGCAAGAUGGCGGCGUUGAAGGAGGAGCAGUGUUACGGACUGUCCUGUGGAAGAGUGAGCAAUGGCAGCAAUAUCUCCGUCUUUCACGUCAAACUCACUGACAGUGCUUUGAGAGCGUUUGAAGAUUACCAGAGCAGCAAGGGCCUGUCUGCUCAGCCACUCAUACGAUUCACUGGAAACCAAGGGAAAAUCUCGAUACCACGCUCAGAGAAUCCAAAUGAGCUGCGAACGUUUGCGUUCUAUUUGUCCAACGUGGGGAGAGACAACCCCCAGGGCAGCUUUGCCUGCAUACAGCAGUACGUCACGAGUGAAGGGAGCAUACAGCUGGACUGUCUGGGAGGGAUCCAGGACAAGAUCACGGUGUGCGCCACGGACGACUCGUACCAGAAGGCCCGGCAGAGCAUGGCCCAGGCCGAGGAGGAGACCCGUAGCCGAUCUGCCAUCGUCAUCAAGCCCGGCGGACGAUACGUGGGCAAGCGCGUGCAGAUCCGGAAGCCUCCGCCAGCCCUGUCGGACGUGGCCCCGUCGAGGCGUACCUCGCGGCCCGUCAUCAUCUCCAGCAGCCUGAAGAAGAGCGCGGCGCCAGGCCGGCCGCUCCGCGAGCGCCUGCUCCACCUGCUGGCUCUCAAGCCCUACCGCAAGCCCGAGCUGCUGGUGCGCCUCGCCAAGGACGGCCUCUCGGCCCACAACAAGGACGCGCUGGACGGCCUCCUGCAACAGGUGGCUAACCUGAAUAACAAAGACAACACCUACACACUGAAGGACUGUUUGUUUAAGGAAGUUCAGAAGGACUGGCCUGGCUACACUGAGGUGGACCAGCAGAUCCUGAAUCGCAUUCUUGUACGGAAACUGUGCAAGGCUCAGAGCAGCGCCCCGGCCCCCGGGGACGGCACGGGCAGCCCGCACAAGGAGCAGGCCAGCGGCUCUCCGUCGCAGAAAAGGUUUGCCGUAGACUUCAUUGACCCCCUGGCCAACAAGAAGCCCCGAAUAUCGCAUCUUGUCAACAAGGUCACGGGCCCCAUCAAUGGAAAGCUGAGUUCCUCUAAUGGCAAGGACUCAUCUGGCUCCCAGGCAGCACCGGCAGCGGUGGAGAGCUCGUCCAUGGUGCCGCUGCCGCUCCCCGACCUCCCCGGGCCUUUUGACCCGCUGUCGGACGUCAGCAACGACUCCAGCCACAACGGGCGGGACUGCGAGGGCCAGGAGGCGGCGGCGGCGGCCGAGCGGCUGAGCCACCCGCCGGCGUUUGCCGCGAGCUCCGCCCAGCCGCCGUCCGGUCCGGGCUGCGCAUCCCCGACCCGCAGCGGCCCUGCCGGUGCCCACGGCCGGAGCGGCUCGCCCUCCCUGCACGGCAAGUCCAAGAAGAAGUCCAAAAGACACAAGGACAAAGACAAAUCCAAGGAGAGGGACAGAGACAGAGAACGGGGACUCAAGCGAGACAGGCACGGCGGGGAGGGCGGUGGCUCAGAGCCUAGAAAGCAGUGUGAGGUCACGACGUGUCCGGACCUGAGCCAGAGCAGUAUUCCACACAAGAGCACAGAUCUGAAUGGAAUGUGCGACGCCUCCAUUAGCCCUGCGUCCUCAUCCGAGACGGCGGACUAUUUAUUGAAGUACACCGCGAUUUGCUCCCAAGAGCAGCGUCAGAGCUACAAGAACGACUUCAACGCGGAGUACAGCGAGUACCGGGGCCUGCACGCACGGAUAGAGGGCAUCACGCGCCAGUUCACCGUGCUGGACACCGAGCUCAAGCAACUCCAGCAGGGCACAGAUAAGUACAAGACAAUCCACAAUCAGAUACUUCAAGAGUAUCGCAAAAUAAAAAAGACUAACCCUGACUAUAGCCAAGAGAGGAACCGCUGUGAAUAUCUCCACAACAAACUGGCACAUAUAAAGAAACUUAUAGCAGAAUAUGACCAGAAGCAACUUCAAAACUGGCACUAACCAUGUUUGUGUUUGUUUUUAUUUUUUCCCCUUUCUCCUCUGGAAACAAGGCAACGAGAGAGAAACUGGAUUUGUAGGAUAUAUAUUUUUUUUUUUUCCUCUUUUUUUGGCUUGCUCUAAAAUAAAGUUGCUCUAAUGUAAAAUGCCACGUAAAGAAGUAUUUCCCCUCAUGAAGAGGGGCCAAGCUCUGUAAUGAGGGCAAUACAGACUGACUGAUUUAUUUUUUUGUUGUUGUUGUUUUGGGGGGUUUUUGUGGGGAGGGGCAGUUCUUUUGACAUAUGUGGCCAUGCCUGCCUGUGUAGCUACACUGCGUAUGGGAAAGCCUUGUGGGGCCUCACUUCUCAUCUGCCCUUUCUCAAAAGCACACGGGCCUCCCCUCGUGAGCAGGAGCGGAGCCUCAGCCUUGGGGAGCUCUCUACCAACACUUUCCUCCCUCGCUAGACGGGGCAACGGUGACGCACAGUUAGCUAAACACGGCUCCUUUUCCUUUGUCUAGUACAAAAAAAAAAAAAAAAAUUUAAGAUGGUAUUACCAGUUUCCCUAUCAGUGAAAUGGAAGGUACAUGUAUUUUGUGUGUUCAUUUUUUAUUUAUUUUCUUUUCCUGGGGUUAUACCAGAUAUGUUAUUGUACACUCCUCACGAUUAUUUUUAAUUUUUCCCCUUAUCAAUUUAUCAAAAAAUCCCAGUAUUUUAUGCAAAGACUGCCCUUAUUUCAGGUGCAUAGUUUGCAUAGAUUAUUCUUUCAUAUGCAGUGAUGUCCCCUGUAUGUAUUAAACCAAGACAGCGUAGCCAUUUCUUACAUUGUGUGCAAUGUUAUACAGGUAUCUUAUGUGCAAUGGAUGUAGAUUACAUGCCUACAGGAGGGAGUGUGGUAUCUGCAAAAGCUUCGCCAGCUUCCGCACUGGCAAACCAGGCUUUGAAGCACACGCUUGGCUAAACCCUCGGCGCCAGGGCUGGGUGCUCCCAGCUUUCACGGCCUUUUUACUGACGUUCCUUCUAGCCAGCCGAUCAGACCAAAUGAAGAGGCCAGGCGCUGUCAUAGAGCUGUAGUCACAGGUUGACGCUGUGAAAGUGUGGGGGGGGGACUCCAGCGAGACCGUUGUUCUCUGGGUCCGCGGCCUGCCGUCCUUUGCCUAGAGACCUCGAACUGCUGAACAGGUGCAGCAUAAUGCCAGCAGUCUCGCUGGGCUCUUGCUUUUUGCAUUAAGACCCUAUUCCUCCCUCAGACGAGAUCGUAUCCCUUUACCUCGGGCGUGCACGCAUGGGGAGACCCGGAGAGUGCUGUUCUGAUGAUACUGCGUUGUCGCUCAGUCCUACUGUCGUGUGUUUACCAGCCCCUUUUAAGUCCCUGUAGAGCUUAUUCUGUAUUUUGGGGUAAAUGUGUAAUUGAGAAUUUUUCUGCCAUAGUUCACAAACAUGCAGUAAUCAUGCAGCAGAUAUUCUGGCAUUCUCGCCAGUGUUUCGUGACGACUGUUAAAACUACACCGAAGGACCGAUCUCUAAGGUGCUCACUGUAAGCACUUGCCUUCCGAUUGUAUCCAUGUAUAGGUUAUACGCAAAGCUUCGGAUGACAUUUUCUCCCUAAAAGCCUCAGACAGAAAUUUUUUUUUAAUUUUUUUUUUUUUUAAAUCAACAGUGCGAGAAAGCUCUCGGCAGAAAGUUCCAUCUGUUAACCUGCCAUAGCGUCUGUUGUGUUUCUAAUAUUGAGCUUUUUAUGUUUCAACAUUAAAAUUCUGCACUUUGCA
Messenger RNA from Electrophorus electricus (electric eel), 3722 nucleotides. It is a transcript of the gene ell, whose product is annotated as elongation factor RNA polymerase II. The record is from RefSeq and is a predicted model, not a curated record. Gene Ontology annotation, cellular component: transcription elongation factor complex. Gene Ontology annotation, biological process: transcription elongation by RNA polymerase II; snRNA transcription by RNA polymerase II; positive regulation of transcription elongation by RNA polymerase II. NCBI's taxonomy places the organism in Eukaryota, Metazoa, Chordata, Actinopteri, Gymnotiformes, Gymnotidae. Gene Ontology annotation, molecular function: cis-regulatory region sequence-specific DNA binding.